AUGCAGGGCGGCGGGCAGCUGCCGUCGGGGGUGCGGUGCCGCUGCUGCCCGGCUCGGCUCAGCCCGGUUCCGUUCAGCCCGGCUCAGUUCAACGUGUCUCGGUUCAGCCCGGCUCGGUUCAGCCUGGCUCGGUUCAGCCCGGCUCAGUUCAACGUGUCUCGGUUCAGCCCGGCUCGGUUCAGCCUGGCUCGGUUCAGCCCGGCUCAGUUCAACGUGUCUCGGUUCAGAGCGGCUCGGUUCAACCCGGUUCGGUUCAGCCCGCCUCGGUUCAACAUAUCUCGGAUCAGCCUGGCUCGACUCAGCCCGGCUCGGUUCAGCCCGGCUCGUUUCAAGGUGUCUCGGCUCAGCCCGGCUCGGCUCGCUGCUGUUCCCUGGCCUCCCUCCAUGGGCCGUAGCUUUCCCGAGGUGCAAAGCCCAAAGCUGAGCCUCCGGCACCCCGAGGACACCCCCGUCUUCCUCCAUCCCCCAGGCGGAUGGGGCACUUUGGGGUGAAUGAUCUGCCUGGCCGUCCCGUUGGCCGCACAUGUGUACUGUCAUGUCCUUUUUCACAGCAUCCCCGUGUCCUUGCGAUGAGAUUUAGGUUGGGGUUGAUGCAAGGUGCUCCCAACAAAUUGAUCCGGACCAUCACAUUCUCUUCCCAAGGCUUCCAAAGAGAAUUGAAGGCUUGUGCCACCAGCUCUGUGGCAUUGCCUCCCCUUCCCCACCUUGACAAUGCCCAUGGUACUUUGGGGGCUGCAUCCCAGGGAUGUGGGUCCAGCCCUGGAGCCCUCUGACGCCCAU
Molecule: messenger RNA, 780 nt
Organism: Cygnus olor (mute swan)
Lineage: Eukaryota; Metazoa; Chordata; Aves; Anseriformes; Anatidae
Product: transmembrane protease serine 13-like
Exons: 3
Coding region: 1-492 (163 amino acids)
Source: RefSeq, a predicted model, not a curated record